Messenger RNA from Zootermopsis nevadensis, 1822 nucleotides. RefSeq names its product protein Njmu-R1. Gene Ontology annotation, cellular component: trans-Golgi network. The record is from RefSeq and is a predicted model, not a curated record. NCBI's taxonomy places the organism in Eukaryota, Metazoa, Arthropoda, Insecta, Blattodea, Termopsidae.
GUCCAUGAAUGAUGGUUCAUGGGCCUAAGACAUGCCUUAGCUUUCUUAUUCUCAUAGCAGAACAGUGAGGGUAUCAACUGCUUUCACCCGCUAAUGGACAAGGCCCAGAUGUAAACGGCUGGUUCUUGCCUGACAUGUGGUAUAAUUUUUGAUUGUAAUGUAUAUAAUCUGUGGUUAAUAUUUUGUAUUAUGUUGGUUAUCCGCAUCGGAUGUGUCGUUUAUUUCCGGUAGCGUCGGUGUUUGUGGCACUGGUCGUGAGUGUAUGUCGUGAAAUUAAUUUUGUGGUUUAUUGCUAACCUAAAUUUUCUGUGUUAGCCUUAAAAUCUUGUGUAAAAUCGUUAUGGCUGGCACUCCUCAAGUUCAAGAUGCUUCGGACAAAUGCAACGUUCCACCACAAGUGUCGUAUGCUGUUUAUUUAUUUGAUUCUGAAAGGUUGGUUCGUGUGGCCAAAGAGGUGAAUGGCAACAGUGAAGAUGUAAAUCAGCACAGCAUCGAUGAUACUCUUGGAUUUGACCUUCUAACAUCACCACUGAUGCCAGAUCAAGAACAUAAGCUGCGACUGUUCCUUGUUCGCCGCCUUCAUAAAGGAGCAAUUUAUACAGGGACUGGAAAUUUCUCUGGAAUGGAUUUUAGUCUUUCGGAAAAUGCCAUCGCGCCUUCCCCAGCCAUUUGCUACUACAUUCUUUUGCCAUGCCAACAUUCUACGACUUUGCAAGCGAUGAUUUGCUUGCUGGCAUCGACUGAAACAAACUUGGAGGUUUUCCGGCCAGAGUUGACACAGUUCUGUGAAAUGUUGGCAGCUCACAUUCCAUGUGUUAAGGAAAAGCCGCUCCCAGUGUCUGCGUCUGCUAGGCUGAUGACGUGGUACAGCAUCUGCGUGCAGUACGUUGGUCGAGUGCUGCGAGCAUUGGGCUCAAAUAUCUCCUCUUUACUACAGCUGGCUCAGCGCAGCGGUCACAUAGUAGGUGGCGUGGGGGUGGACCAGAUGCUGGUGGAUGAUACGGAGCGCUUCCUGGAAGCGUGCGCCAUGUCCGAGUGCCUGCCACCGGCACAGUCGCCGACAGGAGAGGUGACAACCUUGCAGAAGACGGACAGGCAGACAUACGUUGUGGAAGAUGUGGAGUGCAAUGCCUAUUGCUCUGAAUGGACUCGCCAUUUGUUAGACCUUGGCCACAACUCCGAGCCCUGGAGGUUGCGAAGGGUUCUUGAGGCUUUCAAACUUAAGACUAUCAAGGAUAUGAACAUGUUGAAAAGAUUACUCAAGCAGUCGGAAAUGGAUCAUUACUCGCUGUACAGGGCAUAUUCAUUUCUCUGGCAGUCCGGCAACAGUGACGUUCUGUUAAGACAGGCCAAGUUGGAGGGCACUUCUGCCCCAGAUAUCAUAGCUGCUCUGGAAGAACACUUCCGUUACAUCGGCGCAGAGUGCGCGCCAGCAACUGUGUGAAGUGAAGCGUUGAGCUGCUACUCACAGCGUUGUUUAAACUACGAAGGCAAGACCAUGUCUGUUUUUUGGACGUGGGGCAUGUACUCGUACGUAAUGCAUUGGCUCACUUGUAAGUUGUUGACGGGAGAGUGGCUAUAAGGAAACUAAUGUACUUUCAACUUUGUAUCUUCAGUUUCUCUGGGCAAGUCUGGAGGAUACCGCGGAAGAGUCGGAUCACCCUCAAAAUGGGAUUCCAUUUGCCGUGAAUAAUAUGCGAGGGGCAUCACGCCGUACAGAGGCUGGUAUUCCCUUAUUAGAAUGGAUUCAUCCGGCUUCAAGUGGAGUUUAAGUAAUGAUGUAUAUAUUGUUACAUUUCCAUUAAACAUUUGAUGCCUGAAA